Phyllostomus hastatus (greater spear-nosed bat) is the source of this 1444-nucleotide messenger RNA. RefSeq names its product NUBP iron-sulfur cluster assembly factor 2, cytosolic (gene NUBP2). Gene Ontology annotation, cellular component: cytosol. NCBI's taxonomy places the organism in Eukaryota, Metazoa, Chordata, Mammalia, Chiroptera, Phyllostomidae. Gene Ontology annotation, molecular function: ATP binding; ATP-dependent FeS chaperone activity; 4 iron, 4 sulfur cluster binding. The record is from RefSeq and is a predicted model, not a curated record. Bases 602 to 1294 code for a protein of 230 amino acids. Gene Ontology annotation, biological process: iron-sulfur cluster assembly. The transcript has 7 exons.
GCCGCAGGCGGGCGCUGCGGGCCCUGGGCUCUGGCCAGCCGCGCGGCCCGCGCCUCUUGCCAGAAGGCUGCUGAACCUGUCAAUCUUGACUCCGUAUCUUCAUUGGUUACAUCUCAAGCUGUCUGGGACAACACCCGCCCACCCAUGGGACUAAGGGCGAGGCGGGGAUGCUGCCCCACACUCAAGGAUUGACGAGGCAGUGGGUUCACCUCCGGUACGGCGUCCGCGCCGGAACUGCGUACAGCCUUUGUGCAAUUUGAUUGGCUAGGGCCUAGCAACAAAGGGGACGGCCUCGAGCUGCCCAUUGGCCGGAUGGGUCUUUCGUCUGGCUGGAGGCGGGUAGAGAGAGAGAGAAAGAGGGAGAGAGAGGGAGAGAGAAGAAGCCGACGACCGUAUUGCAACCUGCAACGGGGAUGGAGGCGUCGGCGGGUGAGUGUGCGGUCACUGGAGAUGGUAGGAAGAAGUCGUCCCGCUUCUGCUAGUCAGGACUCUGGAGUCUGGAAACUUGGCUGGCGUCCGGCACAUCAUCCUAAUCCUCUCUGGAAAGGGGGGGGUCGGGAAAAGCACCAUCUCCACGGAGCUGGCCCUGGCCCUGCGUCACAUGGGCAAAAAGGUGGGGAUCCUCGACGUGGACCUGUGUGGCCCCAGCAUCCCCCGAAUGCUCCGGGUGCAGGGCAGGGCCGUGCACCAGUGUGAUGGUGGCUGGGUGCCUGUCUUUGUGGACCAGGAGCAGAGUGUCUCCCUCAUGUCCGUGGGCUUCCUGCUGGAGAAGCCAGAUGAGGCUGUGGUGUGGAGAGGCCCCAAGAAGAAUGCUCUGAUAAAGCAGUUUGUAUCUGACGUGGCCUGGGGGCAGUUGGACUACCUGGUUGUGGACACGCCUCCAGGGACCUCUGAUGAGCACAUGGCUGCCUUGGACGCCCUUCGCCCCUAUAGCCCUCUGGGGGCUGUCGUGGUCACUACACCUCAGGCUGUGUCUGUGGGGGACGUGCGGCGGGAACUGACAUUCUGUAGGAAGACAGGGUUGCGGGUGAUUGGCAUUGUAGAGAACAUGAGCGGCUUCGUCUGCCCACACUGCACGGAGUGCACCAACGUCUUCUCCAGGGGAGGCGGUGAGGAGCUGGCCAAACACGCUGGAGUCCCUUUCCUAGGCUCUGUGCCUUUGGACCCCGAGCUCACGAGAUGCCUGGAGGAGGGCCGAGACUUCAUGCAGGAGUUCCCCCAGAGCCCUGCCUUUCACGCCCUUUCCGCCAUAGCCCAGAAGAUUUUGAAGGAGACACCUGCUCAGCUGUCCUGACUGAGAUACCUUCUGGUGCCACUGUGGGGCUCAAGCUCACAAACUCCAGCCUGGGUCCUGGGUGUGCUUCUUGGAGCCUGCCAGGCUGGCCCGAGAGGCUGGCCCUGUGCGCACCUCCCUGCCCGGGCCCUUUGGAGAGUUCAGCACUUC